AUGCUGGAUGAAGUGGAGAUGUGGAGGAUGAAGAAGCUAUUGAAGAACCUUCGCGACAGUCGGGGAAACGGGACAUCGAUGAUAUCUAUAAUCAUUCCUCCUAGGGAUCAGAUAUCCAGGGUUUCGAAGAUGCUUACGGAUGAGUAUGGAACUGCAUCGAAUAUCAAGUCAAGAGUAAACAGGCUAAGCGUUCUUGGGGCUAUCACCUCUGCUCAAAGUAAGCUGAAGCAGUAUAACAAGACACCUCCGAACGGCCUUGGGAUAUUUGUUGGAACUGUUCUUAUGGAUCAGAACAAGGAGAAGAAGGUCAGUGUUGGGAUUGAGCCUAUCAAGCCUGUGAACACAUCCUUGUACAUGUGUGACUCGAAGUUCCAUGUAGACGAUCUCUUGGCACUUUUUGAAGACGAGGCCAAGUACGGGUUUAUUGUGAUGGAUGGGCAUUCUACUGUGUUUGCAACUCUUCAGGGGAAUGUGAAGACGAUUCUGCAGCAAAUACAUGUGGAUCUUCCAAAAAAACAUGGACGAGGAGGGCAAUCGUCAGUAAGAUUUGCACGUCUUAGAGUUGAAAAGAGGAAUGCCUAUGUCAAAAAGGUUGCAGAGAUAGCAGGGAAUCUGUUUCUGACGAACUGUAUUAUGAAUGUGGAGGGGCUUGUACUUGCAGGGCAGUCUGAUCUCAAGCACGAGCUAUCUCAGGCAUUGGACAACCGUAUAAAGGUGAUAAAGACGGUUGAUACCAACUAUGGGGGAGAGGGAGGACUGAAUCAAGCCAUCGAGCUAUGCGAGGAUAUUCUUAAAGACGUAAAGCUGUCCAAGGAAAAGAAGGUGCUUCAGAAGUUCUUUGAUGAGAUCAACACAGAGAGCGGUAAGUUUUGUUUUACGAUGAAGGAAACAAUGCAAUGCCUGGAGAUGGGGGCUGUGGAGACGCUUAUAGUCUAUGAGAAUCUAACGAAUGUCAAGGACGAAGAGCUGUUUGUGGACUGGAUUGCCGAAAACUACAAGAGCUUUGGAUGCACUUUGAUGUUUGUAAGCGACAAGAGCGCGGAGGGAACGCAAUUUGCCGAAGGAUUUGGAGGGAUUGGAGGGAUCUUAAGAUAUAGAAUUGACAUGGAAGAUCAUAUGGACGAUGACUAUUCCUCUGUCGACGACUCGGAAAUAUUUUGA
Molecule: messenger RNA, 1161 nt
Organism: Encephalitozoon intestinalis ATCC 50506
Lineage: Eukaryota; Fungi; Microsporidia; Unikaryonidae
Product: peptide chain release factor subunit 1
Exons: 1
Coding region: 1-1161 (386 amino acids)
Biological process (GO): cytoplasmic translational termination
Cellular component (GO): translation release factor complex; cytosol
Molecular function (GO): translation release factor activity, codon specific; sequence-specific mRNA binding
Source: RefSeq, a predicted model, not a curated record